Polypterus senegalus (gray bichir) is the source of this 3257-nucleotide messenger RNA. RefSeq names its product glycine receptor, alpha 4a (gene glra4a). Gene Ontology annotation, molecular function: chloride channel activity; glycine binding; transmitter-gated monoatomic ion channel activity. The coding region runs from base 521 to 1945 and encodes 474 amino acids. NCBI's taxonomy places the organism in Eukaryota, Metazoa, Chordata, Cladistia, Polypteriformes, Polypteridae. Gene Ontology annotation, biological process: chemical synaptic transmission; chloride transmembrane transport; signal transduction. The transcript is spliced from 10 exons. Gene Ontology annotation, cellular component: neuron projection; synapse; plasma membrane. The record is from RefSeq and is a predicted model, not a curated record.
AAUGUUCCUCCUUUCUUAUUUACACGCGAACAUAAUUGCAUGUAUUCUUCUGCCUUACUGCCAUCAUAUCGCCGCUGUCUCUUUAAAUUCUAUUCUAUAAGAAUUCCUGGAGCGAGCAGCUAGCUGCCUGGGAAUCUUACUUUAAAAGCCCUCACACACACACACACACACACGCACGCACACAUGCACACACACAUGCACGCACACAUAAACACUCACACUGACUUUUUCAUGUGAUAUGAAUAAACACAUCAGCAGAAUCAGACACAGAAGAACGUUAUCUUGGAUUUAAUACCUGUGAAGCUUGAUUAAGAAAAGAGAAGAACUUUCCACAAGGAUUGCUGGGAUCUCAGCAAGAAGAUGAUUUUUCCUUAGGUUUUUAUAUACUUGUCUCUUUUUAUUUUGAGCUGAACAGUGGAUUUGGGGGUUGCUUUCAAUUAAUUUGGACACUGAACAUAAUACUGCAAAAGGCUGUGUGUCUAUGAGUUUAUAGAAAAAAGGAAGACAGGAGAUCCAGAGAAUGUUCUCAUUAGUCAUAAGGAUUUCAUAUGUGUUGUCUUUUUGCUUUUUUCAAAGCAGCUUCAUCAGGCAAGGACUGUGCAAGGAAGAAAUCAAGUCUCAGCCUAUGUCCCCAUCUGACUUUCUGGACAAGCUAAUGGGAAGAACCUCAGGUUAUGAUGCCCGCAUUAGACCUAAUUUUAAAGGACCACCUGUUAAUGUUACAUGCAAUAUUUUCAUCAACAGCUUUGGGUCUGUUACAGAAACAACAAUGGACUACAGGUUAAAUGUGUUUCUAAGACAGCAGUGGAAUGAUCCUCGGCUGGCCUACAGUGAAUACCCAGAUGACUCUCUUGAUCUUGACCCAUCUAUGUUAGAUUCCAUUUGGAAACCUGAUCUUUUCUUUGCAAAUGAGAAAGGUGCCAAUUUCCAUGAGGUGACAACAGAUAACAAACUACUGAGAAUCUUUAAAAAUGGGAAUGUGCUCUACAGCAUCAGGCUGACUCUGAUCCUUUCCUGUCCUAUGGAUUUGAAGAAUUUCCCCAUGGAUAUUCAGACCUGCACCAUGCAGCUUGAGAGCUUUGGCUACACAAUGAACGACCUGGUUUUUGAAUGGCUGCAUGAGAAUCCAGUUCAAGUUGCAGAAGGUCUCACUCUUCCCCAGUUCAUCCUAAAAGAUGAAAAAGACUUAGGCUACUGCACCAAGCACUAUAACACAGGCAAAUUUACCUGCAUUGAAGUGAAAUUCCACCUGGAAAGACAAAUGGGCUAUUACUUGAUCCAGAUGUAUAUCCCAAGUCUGCUGAUCGUCAUCCUGUCCUGGGUGUCCUUCUGGAUUAACAUGGAUGCUGCUCCUGCACGGGUCGGCCUGGGAAUCACUACUGUGCUCACUAUGACAACCCAGAGCUCCGGCUCCCGUGCAUCCUUACCUAAGGUUUCAUAUGUUAAGGCAAUUGACAUCUGGAUGGCAGUCUGCCUGCUGUUUGUAUUUGCAGCCCUGUUGGAGUACGCAGCAGUGAAUUUUGUAUCUCGACAGCACAAGGAGUUCAUCCGGCUAAGAAAGAAACAGAGACGGCAAAGAAUACAACAUCUUUAUACUUAUGGCCAAGACAGUGCUCCAGUUCCACUGGAAAGAAUAUUUACUCUCACACAAGAAGAAGAGCUGGUUCGAGAAAGCCGUGGCUUUUAUUUCCGAGGCUAUGGUCUGGGACACUGCCUUCAAGUCAAAGAUGGAACUGCUGUUGAGGGAUCUUCUGUCUUUUCUCCACCCCCUUCUCUCCCACCCCCCAAGGAUACAGAAGCCAUCCGCAAAAAGUUUAUUGACCGGGCGAAGCGCAUCGAUACUAUAUCUCGAGCUGUUUUUCCUUUAUCUUUUCUCAUUUUCAACAUCUUCUAUUGGAUCACCUACAAGGUGCUGCGGCACGAAGACAUCCACCAGGCCUUGUAGGAUGCAUUAUUUUUUUAGUCAAAACUGCCUGGAAGAUUUAAACAAAAAUCUAAAAAAAAUUGAGCAAACAAAUUCUCUUAUAAAAAUAUUCCAAAUUCAUUUCUUGCUACAAGCUUACUGGUGCAGUAUAUUAUAGAACUCAGAGAUACAAAACAUAGUGUUUUUUUUUUUAGAAAUCUGUUUUCCAUUAGGGUUGAAGUAUUUUGCUCAGCAAACAAGACUAAUUCUGAACAUGGGAUACUGGAGAACCAGCAACUGGCCCAACCAUCUUGACAACCAGCAAUGAAACUUGUAUAAAGGGUUUUAUCUAAUGCUUAUCAGCUCAAGUUUCCUUAAUGUGCUUGUUCCUGAACAACUGCUGUUUUUGUCUAUAAGGACACCAUGUGAAUUGUGAAUUUGCUGAAGACUGUUCAUAAUAAGCUGCAUGUUAUUCUCCAAGUGAAGCAGCCUUUUUAGUAUGCUUAUAUAAGAUGGACAACAAAAGGUAUACCUUUUUACCAGUCAUGAUCUAUUUAUAAUGUUGUGAAACUACUCCAUAACCAAUUAAGUUUUAAGUGUUUUAGCAGGAAAGCAAGCAAACAGGGAAUUGCAAUAGUCGAGAUGAAGCACCUGUUUCAUCAUACAGAGACUACAUAAUUAACAAUGAUUUAUAUAACCAUUAAAUAGUAAAUAAAUUUACACUACUGGUUAGGACCAUAUAUUUACAUUCAUCACACAAUGAACAUAAUUAAGCCAAUUUGAAUAUGUUAUGUUAUUAUAGAUAAAACGGAAUUAAUUAUAUGUAAAAACCACAAGGCUGUCUGUAUGUUAAUGCUGCAGAUCCACUGAUAACCAACGGUGAUGUGUUUGUUCAGUUUCACGUGAAUGUGAUGGAAAAAAUUAUGUAACUUCAGCAAAUGUCUUAUAAAUACAGAUUACAACAGUGUUUGGGACAAACAUUUCAACUUUACACUAAACAGAAGAACACGUAUUUCAUCCGUCCAUUCAUCCAUUUUUAUAACCACUUAUCCAGAGCAAGACUGCAGGGCAGUUGGACCCCAUCCCAUAAAUAUUUCAAGUUUUUGAAAUGUAUUGACACUUAAAGAAGCCGUACACUGUCACAUGCAGACAUAUCAUCCUUAUCAUGAAAUGGGAAUGGGGAGCACCCCAUAAGGCACCUUUAGGUCUGUCCCUUGGUACACAAAACACAAGCUUCUUUCCACUACACUUACUCUGCUUAUUUAAAUAUCCAGUGUGAUUAAAAGUCAAGCAAAAUUAACAGUACUAAUUUUUAUUUACUGUAUAUAGCACCUUUCUCAAACACAAGGAUGCU